Messenger RNA from Chelmon rostratus (copperband butterflyfish), 1999 nucleotides. It is a transcript of the gene bco2l, whose product is annotated as beta-carotene 15, 15-dioxygenase 2, like. NCBI's taxonomy places the organism in Eukaryota, Metazoa, Chordata, Actinopteri, Chaetodontiformes, Chaetodontidae. Gene Ontology annotation, cellular component: mitochondrion. Gene Ontology annotation, molecular function: carotenoid dioxygenase activity; beta-carotene 15,15'-dioxygenase activity. Gene Ontology annotation, biological process: retinal metabolic process; carotene catabolic process. The record is from RefSeq and is a predicted model, not a curated record. Bases 1 to 1593 code for a protein of 530 amino acids. The transcript is spliced from 11 exons.
AUGGCGCCUCUGGUGCGCUCUGUGGAGGAAACCCCAGAUCCGAUCCCCACCACCAUCAGGGGAACUAUUCCAAGCUGGAUCAAUGGGAGUUUUCUGAGGAACGGUCCUGGGAAGUUUGAAUUUGGGAAAGACAGAUACACCCACUGGUUUGACGGCAUGGCUUUGAUGCACCGGUUCCACAUCUGUGAGGGCACUGUCACCUACAGCAGCCGCUUCCUGCGAAGUGACUCAUACGUCCUCAACUCGGAGAAGAACCGCAUCGUGGUGUCAGAGUUCGGGACAUUAGCCAUGCCUGAUCCCUGCAAGAACAUCUUUGCUCGCUUCUUUUCACGCUUUCAGAUUCCUAGUAUGUCAGAGGCCACAGAUAACGCCAGUGUGAACUUCGUCAAGUAUAAGGGAGACUACUAUGUCAGCACGGAAACCAACUACAUGAGGCGGGUGGAUCCACAGAGCCUGGAGACGAAGGAGAAGGUGGACUGGAGUAAAUACAUUGCUGUCAACUCAGCGACAGCUCACCCACACUAUGACUGUGCGGGGGCCACGUACAACAUGGGCAACUCCUACGGCAGAAGCGGUUUCUUCUACAACAUCAUCCGUGUGCCUCCUCCUGACGAGAAGGCAGCGACGGACUCUGCAGACCUGAGUGGAUCUGAGGUGAUCUGCUCCAUCCGUGCAGCUGACGCCAGGAAGCCUUCCUAUUUUCACAGCUUUGUCAUGUCAGAGAACUACAUUGUGUUCAUUGAGCAGCCGAUCAAGCUGGACCUGCUGAAGUUCAUGCUAUACAGGAUCCAGGGGAAGAGCUUUCAUAAAAUCAUGACCUGGGACCCUCACUCUGACACCAUCUUCCACUUGGUCAACAGGCACACUGGCAAGGUGAGUGACGUGAAGUACUGUGCAGCACCCAUGUUCACGCUGCAUCAGAUCAAUGCAUUUGAAGACAACGGGUUCUUGGUUAUGGACAUGUGCUGUGGGGACGAUGGUGACGUCAUUGGAGACUUCACGCUGGAGAACCUCCGCAGAGGCUCCGGAGAGGAGAUGGACAAGUUUUACAACGCGAUGUGCAGAAACCUCCCAAGGAGAUACGUCUUACCCCUGACUGUGGACGAACAAACUCCUUUGGACCAAAACCUUGUCACGCUGCAUAACUAUAAAGCCACGGCAGAGACGAGAAAACCAGGAGAGGUCUACAUGACCCACGAGGAACUCCACGACGACGAGCUGCUGAAGUACGGUGGCCUUGAGUUCCCACAGAUCAACUACGACGAGUACAAUGGCCGACCUUACCGCUACUUCUACUCCUGCGGCUUUGGACACGUCUUCAGUGACUCCCUGCUCAAGAUGGAUGUCCACACCAAGGAGCUUAAGGUGUGGCGUUAUCCCGGCUUGUACCCGUCUGAGCCUGUCUUUGUUGCUUCGCCCAGAGCAACUGAGGAAGAUGACGGAGUGGUCCUGUCAGUCAUCAUCACACCCAGAGAAGAACGAAGUACUUUCCUACUUGUUCUGGAUGCCAAGACCUUCACUGAGCUGGGCAGAGCUGAGGUCCCUGUCAAUAUCCCGUACGGGACCCACGGCGUGUUUAACAACAUGGGCUAGCUGUGCCAGUGUUAGCAGCUCUGUGGCAAAUUGCAGGAAUUGAACCAGCGACUGGCCACUAUGUCCACAGAAGAUAAUAUCUCUGUCGAUGUCAUUGCCUGUACAAUUCCUGAGCUGUAAAAGAAAGAAGAAAAGAAAAAAACUGCAGACUCACGCUAUUUGUUUGUGCCCCCUUGAUAGGAAUAGGUGCAUGUCCUCACUCUGUGCUGCCAUUACAGUCAGAAAGAUGGCAAUCUUUUGGAGACUAACAAGACAGAAAGCCCAGCAGGGUAUCAGCACACUGAUUGAGUUUGUACUCUGUGUCUUCUUAUGUACUCUUGAAAGAUUAUGUUUGAAGCAGCUUUUAGACAAUGGCCAGAGCACCACCACGCAGAUGAUGCUUUCUUGGAGCAGCUAAUAAUUUAUG